CCAUUCCUCUAGGGUUCUUGUAUUCUUGGAACUGCUGCAAUCCGUGCCCUUUAAGGGCUUUGUUUGUUUCCAUGAAUUAACCAUUACGACCAAAAGCAGAAAAACAAGCUUCAGCUUCUGAUCUCUGUAUCCGACGCCGCGGGAUUCACCACGAUGAAGAAAAAAAGAGGAAGUCAUACCAGUGAGUCCAAUCCAAUUCUCGAUUUGAAGUCUAUUAUCCAUCAGCAUUCUCAAUUCUUCGACAAGUUAGUUGAGCUCAUCCCUGCUAGAUUCUAUCUACCCGUUGACGAUGAUGAAAAGCCAUGGUUUCAAGGUCUCAGCAAGACUGCAAAAGCUUCAGCAAAGAAGGAAUCAAAGGAAAACAUUAAGAAAGCUCGAAGAGAACGGUUGGAUCCAGAGAAGUCUUCUAAGACUACCCUUGAUUUGCUAAAGCAAAGUUUGGAAAAGAAGUCAAACGAUGAGAGUGAUAGUGAUGAAAUAGAGAUUAAGCCCGUGGUGCCUGGUCUGGAAGAUGAUGAAUGUUCAGCGGAAGAUGAUGAACUUUCAGUGACAUAUGAAGAACUCCAGCAACGGCUUCAUCGCAAACUUGAUGAGUUUCGGGCUGGUCGGCAUUCUGAAGGUUCAGAGAGAGCAAGGAAGAGGAUUGAGCGAAAGGAAAGAUAUGAGAAGAAAGGAGCUGACCAGAAGAAACGGAAGAGAGAGGUCGUAUCUGAUGGUAAGAAAUCUGCUAGUGAUGAUUCAGUGGCUAAAGUGGAGAAAGAUGUUGCAGAGGCUGCAAAGGAGCUGACAUUUGGUUAUGUCAAACUUGGGGACGAAGAUGAGCUUGGUAAGACAAAUAAGAAGAAAAAGUUGUCAAAGUUGCGGGAGCUUGAGAGGGCAAAACAGUUGCAAGAAGCCAAGAAAGAUCCAGAAAAAGGUGAGAUAAUCUCGAAGAAGCAUUCUUGGAAAGCUGCAACAAGUAGAGCUGCUGGGAUGAAGGUUCACGAUGAUCCAAAGUUGUUGAAACAAAGCAUUCAGAAGGAGAAGAAGCGGCAUCAGAAGAAUGCCGAGAAGUGGAAGGGAAGGGUUGAAACCACAGAGAAGAUGAAAGCAGAUAAACAGAAGAAGAGAUCAGAUAAUAUAUCACAGAAAAAGCAAGAGAAGAUAAACCGGAAAAUCGCAAAAAGAGAGAAAAAGCUCAUGCGGCCAGGGUUUGAAGGUCGCAAGGAAGGUUUCAUCACCGAAGGUUAAGCAUAGUAUGGCGUCGUUGUGUGCCUAUUUCGGAAAGAAUUAGUUUAAGCAUCAUGUCAAAGUUGAGGGGAAGUUGAUUUGAGGCGUUCUGUUCUUAACAGAGCCAGCCCUUUUCUUCUCCUCCAAGUUUUGAUUUCCUUCUAUUUGUCAUUUGGACUUUGAACUGGUUACUGCUUAAGAGCUGAUUUUUUAUAGAUGAAUGUGAUUCAAGGAAAAUUACUCUUA
Messenger RNA from Pyrus x bretschneideri (Chinese white pear), 1455 nucleotides. RefSeq names its product ribosomal RNA-processing protein 14. NCBI's taxonomy places the organism in Eukaryota, Viridiplantae, Streptophyta, Magnoliopsida, Rosales, Rosaceae. The transcript is spliced from 2 exons. Gene Ontology annotation, molecular function: RNA binding; DNA binding. Gene Ontology annotation, biological process: ribosomal small subunit biogenesis; ribosomal large subunit biogenesis. The coding region runs from base 154 to 1230 and encodes 358 amino acids. The record is from RefSeq and is a predicted model, not a curated record. Gene Ontology annotation, cellular component: nucleolus.